This is a messenger RNA of Saprolegnia diclina VS20, 390 nucleotides long. RefSeq lists its product as hypothetical. The transcript has a single exon. The coding region runs from base 1 to 390 and encodes 129 amino acids. The record is from RefSeq and is a predicted model, not a curated record. NCBI's taxonomy places the organism in Eukaryota, Oomycota, Saprolegniomycetes, Saprolegniales, Saprolegniaceae.
AUGGUGCUUGGACUCUGGCGUCGUGUGCCCGUGAUGUGGUGCGUGGUGGCAGCGACGAUCGAACAAACGCCGUCCGUCGCCGACUGUGCGGACGGUGCUCUGGAUGGCGCCCUCGCACCGACCUUCCGCCGCGCCCAUAGCCACAUUUGCGCGACGCAAUUCGGUCUUCGUCCAAAUGAGCUCAUAGUCUACGACAACUUUACCACUGCCGAGAUCGAGGUCUAUGCGACGUCGACAGCCUGCAAGGCGUUCUAUACCGACGUCAUGGAGGCUCUGCGCGCGGUGUCGCCAGUGUGCGUCGUUCCGUCGCUGUCAUGGACAACUAUGGAUAUUGCACAACUGACGUUUGCGGACAAGGUCGCAGCGCUUCGGCGUCGACCCUCUUCGUAG